AUGUCUGACUCUCUGGACUUCACCCUGUCGCCGGAGCACUCUCCGGCACGUCCACCUCUGGCUUCGCCCCCGCACGACGAUGUGCCGCUAUCUGAGCCUCUUACCGAGUCUGAGACUCAUUUCGAAACCCCCCAAGGGGUCGAGGCACCCUCUACACCGGUUCCCCCGUCCCGCUCGACGUCCUACAGCUUGCCCCCCACUCGCACGGUUGCCAUCAUCAAGGCCCACGCCAUGGAUCACCGCUUUGACAUCGAGCAGCGCAUUUCGGAGGCAGGCUUCGAGAUCGUCAAGGAGAGACAGAUGGAGUUUGACAUUGAAACCGAUCCCGACACAAUGUUCGAGCUGUUCGGAGACGAGUUUGAGUCUUUCGCCGAAGGUCCCGUGUGGGUUUAUGUCCUCGAGCGCCGGCGUGCCGUCGAGGUAUGGACAACCCUCAUGGGCGACGUAGACCCGGUAGUCGCGCGCAAGUAUACCCCCAACUCCUUACGCGCGCUCUACGGGAUCUCCGCCAUGCAGAAUGCCGUUAUGGGCUCCCCCGACGGGCCCACCGCUGAAAUCCAGAUCUCCGCCAUCUUCGCGUCAUCCCCACCGUUCCCCACAACUGAGCUCCCUGAUGUCGGAGACAGCUUCCCUGCAGGCUCGCUACGCUCUGUCUCAUCGUCCGUGCUGUCUGCGCUGCGCAAGACGACGUCCAGUGGGAGCGGCAACGGCUCUUCUGUGACGAGCCCUUCGCGCGCGGGGGACAAGACGCCGAACGGCAAGGCGCUGUUCAAGGCGCGCCCCGUGCCUGCCACGAUCGCUACACCGACAAUCGUCCCGCGCAUGUCGCGUGCGUCUGCUCUGCGAGCGGGCCUCCCCGUUGAGAAAGCGGAGCGUGCGCCCCCGACCAAGGAGCGUCUCGCGGAGACGUUCGCGAACGUGCCCGGGCACAAGCGCUCCGAGACCAUCACUGUCGCCAGCACUGCGCCGCCCGUGGUGGCGCCACGCAUGACACGCGCGGCGUCGUUGCGAAUGGGGCAGAAGUCGGCAGAGUCGCCGCGGAAGAGCAUCGUGCCCGCGGCGAACGGAAAGCCGAAUGGCACCGUCGCGAGCGCGAAUGACACCACCGCCAAGAGGGCGACAUUUGACGGUGUGCCGGGGCACAAGCGUCGCGAGUCGAUUCCCGUUUCGAGCACGAAGCCGCCCACGGUUCCGCCGCGCACAAACCGGAGCGCGAGCCUGCGCCAGAUGAAGGAGGCCGCUCCGCCGUCCUCGUUUAGCUUCAAGAGCCCGUCGACCCAGACGCCAUCCCGCUCCUCCUCCAGGACCUCUAACAACGCGCCCUCGGGUCGGGUGCCCCUCUCACGCCCCGCUUCUGCAGCGUCCACGCAACCUGCCACGUCUCACCCCCCGGUUUCGCGUCGCUCAUCCUCCGUAUCGCGGUCUUCCACGUCCGCAGGAAUUGUCACCGCAACUGCCUCCGCUGGAGACCCUGCGGCCACCGCGGACUCUGCCAAGCCGAAGCCGAAGCCGCGCCUCAGUGUGCAGGCGCCCACUAUCGCGCCGCGCACAAACAAGAGCGCACUGCUCCGCGCGGCGAAGAUGGCCACUACGGCAGCAGCAGCCCCGCCCGUCAAGGCGAAGGCGGCCACGGCGACCACGUCGAGGGCUGUUAGGGUGUAA
Messenger RNA from Postia placenta MAD-698-R-SB12, 1662 nucleotides. RefSeq lists its product as hypothetical. The record is from RefSeq and is a predicted model, not a curated record. The transcript has 4 exons. The coding region runs from base 1 to 1662 and encodes 553 amino acids. Lineage: Eukaryota; Fungi; Basidiomycota; Agaricomycetes; Polyporales; Adustoporiaceae.